This is a messenger RNA of Anolis sagrei ordinatus, 1806 nucleotides long. Lineage: Eukaryota; Metazoa; Chordata; Lepidosauria; Squamata; Anolidae. The record is from RefSeq and is a predicted model, not a curated record.
CAGCCAGGCAUGAUGGCAAUUGGUGUUUCUGUGCCCUCUGCUCCAUCAUUAAGUCACCAGAUCCAGAUGUGAGCACAAAUAGGGAAGACUAACUGGAUAUCACUAAUGUUUAAAACAGAUGAAUCAAUUCCUCCAUAUAUUCUUCAUUGUUUCUAAUGCUAUUCAAUCAAGAGAACUGUUUUUAUGUUUUGUAUUUUUGUGCACUAAGAAUGGAGCCAUCAGAGAAAUAUGUGUUCAAACACAAAGGAUCCUAUUUUAUUCAAAGUGUGACUACCCCAGAAUACAUUGAUUCAUUGCGGGAUUUUGAAAUCAGAGACAGUGAUGUGUUUAUAGUCUCUUAUCUGAAAUCAGGCACCAUUUGGACACAGCAUAUUUUGAGCAUGAUCUAUCAUGAAGGUCAUUGAAAUGGAACUGAAAGCAUGGACCUCUUGGACAGAGCUCCAUUUCUGGAAUAUAAAUUCCGCGAUAUUGAUUAUGCCAAUCGCCCAUCACCUCGUCUCUUUACUACCCACAUGAACUCCCAAUUUGUGCCAAAGGGUCUAAGUAAUGGGAGAACCAAGGUUAUUUAUGUGAUGAGAAACCCAAAGGAUGUCUUGGUGUCCUAUUAUCAUUACUCCAAAUUUGCUGUCUCACAUGAAGAAAUAGAAGAUUUCAACAUGUUCAUGGAAAGGUUUCUGGCUGGUAAARUAGUGGGUGAUUUAUGGUUAGACCACAUAGAAGGCUGGUAUGCUCAGAAGGACAACUUCAAUAUUCUGUUUCUUGUUUAUGAAGAAAUGAAGAAGGAUCUGAGAAGUGCCAUUCUGAAAAUUUGCAGCUUCCUAAGAAAGAGUUUGAAUGAAGAGCAGGUGGAUGAUAUUAUGGCUAAGGCUUCGAUUGACAAAAUGAGGGCAGAUCCUAGAACAAAUGCUGAGAACAUAUCGUCUGAUAUCUUAGAUCACAGCAAAGGACGUUUCCUCCGCAAAGGUACCAUUGGAGACUGGAAAAACACAAUGACGGUGGCACAGAGUGAAAGGUUUGACAGUGUUUUCAAGGAACGGAUGGAAAAGCUGCCCUUCAAGUUCUGCUGGGAUAUCAAUGAUGAAUUAUGACUCAAGAUGAAUGAGCCUUCCUCAUUUCCAUUGUCGGCUUUUAAUUUGAUUCCAUAAUUGUUCCACCGUAUUUCAAAAUCAAUUUGGAAAAUUGUGGGGGUCAGGACAUUUUUGUGCACAUUUCUCAGAAUGCCUUGAUUUGCCUUACUGAGGCUAGGUGUGGAUUUAGAAUUGGGGUGAGGGAAAUCUGUGUCCCACAUUUGGUAUUCCUUGAUAUGCACAAUUUAUUAUUUAUUUCGUGUUUUGAUCAGAGAAUUGUAUUGCAAUGUUCAGAAAAUUGCAAACCAAGAAUUGAUAAUCACACUAAGGAUUGUUUAUUGUUUACAAUAUGUGAAUAGAAUUUAUAUGUAAAAGGUGAAAUAAGAGAAUAUAAUAAUAAUAAUAAUAAUAAUAAUAAUAAUAAUAAAGAAGAAGAAGAAGAGGAGGAGGAAAGAGAAGAGGAAGAAGAGGAAGAUGACAACUUUAUUUAUAACCCACCCACUCUCCCCGAAGGGAUUUAGGGCGGUUACUCAUCACAAAUGGCAAUCCCAAAUUAAUCCGGAAUCGAUUAAAUGUAAAUGUUAUAUUUGUUAUAAUGUUCAACGCACUACAAGAGAAUUACAAAGAAAAACAGAUUCAUUUCAUUAUAGAUUCUAUAUUGUUUGAAAAAUGUAAAUUUCAAGGGAUACUAUGUCAAAGUGAAAUUUAUGUCAAAAUGAAAUUUAUUCAUCAACACUAA